Molecule: messenger RNA, 1728 nt
Organism: Xylaria bambusicola
Lineage: Eukaryota; Fungi; Ascomycota; Sordariomycetes; Xylariales; Xylariaceae
Product: prenylcysteine oxidase
Exons: 2
Coding region: 286-1617 (443 amino acids)
Biological process (GO): prenylated protein catabolic process; prenylcysteine catabolic process
Molecular function (GO): prenylcysteine oxidase activity
Source: RefSeq, a predicted model, not a curated record
GGCAUUUAAUUAACAUGCGAAACAGGUGCUGGCGCUGCUGGGUCGUCAGCUGCUUACUAUUUACGACGCUUCGCCAAUGAGUCUGGCAUCGCCGUUGAUGUGACCGUAUUUGAGAAGACCGAUCGCAUCGGCGGCCGUACUCUCACGGUGAAUAUCUACGAUGACCCCGUCGAGCCCAUUGAGCUUGGCGCGUCUAUCUUCGUGGAUGUCAAUUACAUCCUCUCCAAUGCGACGCGGGACUUCAAACUCACGGUAAAAGAACCCGGCGUCAAGGAGGGUGGACUGAUGGGUGUUUGGGAUGGAAACUCAUUCGUUUAUACCCAAGACUCUAGCUCCUGGGACUGGGUCAAUCUCGUUCGCCUGAUAUGGAAAUAUGGUACCGUGCCGUAUUAUACCCAUAAGUUAGUGCAGGGCACCAUCGCCACAUUCCUGAAGCUCUACGAAGAGCCUUUCUUUCCGUUCCGAUCACUGUCGACUCGGGCUUUUCAGCUUGAUCUCAUCAAGAUUACUGGAGUGACUGGAAAGCAGUUCCUCGCCGCCAACAAUCUCGACGGCCCUUUCGCUCGCGAUAUCGUGCAAGCCAGCACGCGUGUCAAUUAUGCCUCGAAUCUCGAAUUCAUUCAUGGCUUAGAAACCAUGGUAGCCUUGGCACCGGAAGGGGCUAAAGCGGUUGAAGGGGGCAAUUGGCAGAUCUUCUCUCACAUGAUUAAGGCCUCGAGAGCAAACCUACAUUUGAACUCAGCAGUGACAGCUAUUGCACUAGAUACCAACGGAAAAUACAAGAUUAAAGCAACACAAGAGUCAGAUGAUGUAACAGGGAAAGGGGGCAAAACACAUCCCAUCGCAUUCGAUGAUGUGAUUAUCGCAACACCGUUCCAAUUCGCGAACAUCAGCGCAGAAGAGAAUAUCAUCCAACAACCGAUUGAUACUAUCCCAUACGCUACGCUCCAUGUAACUUUGUUCGCAUCGCCUUACAAGUUUAGCCCUGCCUUUUUCAAAAUGCCUCCAGCUUCCAACGUCCCCGUCUCUGUGCUUACAACACUGGGUGACGAUGAAGAAGCGUAUCCCGGCAAGGCUGGUGCUGGCAAGGCCGGAUUCUACUCACUCACGUUGCAGCGCAUCGUUGUGAAUCCCCGUACUCACAACCCUGAAUAUGUGUACAAGGUUUUCUCACCAGAAGCGGUGACCCCGGAUUUCUUGUCUGAAUUGCUCGAUGUCGAGAUCCCGGACCUAUUUACUCAUAAAAGUGGCAGUGAAGCAGUAGAUGACUCCGUCGUCAAUCCCAUCUCGUGGUUUCACGCCACGGUCUUCCACCCUUAUCCGCAAAUGCACCCUCGCGUCACCUUCCAGGACCCUAUCAUCGGAGACAGCCUAUACUACACGUCUGGAAUAGAGAGUUUUAUUUCCACUAUGGAGACCAGCGCACUAAUGGGCAUGAACGUGGCGCGGCUGAUUAUUGAUGAUUAUGCCGGCAUUCCCCGGGCCAGCGAUGAAGAGCUGGGUCCCAUGCCCACGGCACAAUACCGCGAAGGCGCUGAGCAGAAUGUUCUUGGCCAGCAACAGCAGGAAACAGCCAAACAUUAUGGUCAACCUAUCGAAGAUGCGAAUGAACUUUAACCCCUAGGAUGGUUUCAAACGGUUUAUACGCUACAUUUGCUGGCUGGAGACACUUUUCUCUCGCGACCCAACGCCAACAAAGUCCGAGUCGACUACAGUUGCUGAUUUCAU